Messenger RNA from Penicillium canescens, 2124 nucleotides. Its product is annotated as transient receptor potential ion channel family protein. NCBI's taxonomy places the organism in Eukaryota, Fungi, Ascomycota, Eurotiomycetes, Eurotiales, Aspergillaceae. The record is from RefSeq and is a predicted model, not a curated record. Gene Ontology annotation, biological process: fungal-type cell wall biogenesis; transmembrane transport. The transcript is spliced from 2 exons. Bases 1 to 2124 code for a protein of 707 amino acids.
AUGCGGAACUUCAUUUGGGCCCUACUGGGCUUGGCCGUCCUGCCCCAGGCUCUCGCAGGCGAUACCCUGUCCACCAAUGGCUUCAACCUGUGCAUGACCGACUCCACCAUUAAAGUCCAGAAUCUGGACGUCUCCUACUCUCGCUCCACGAAAAUCGUUACCUUCGACGUGGCUGGUACCAGCGCCAAAGAACAAAACGUGACCGCGAGCUUGUCUGUCACUGCCUACGGCAACAAUAUCUACACCAAGGACUUCGACCCAUGCGGUACGGAAAUCCAUGUGGCCGAGCUCUGUCCUGUCCCUAAGCGGGCGUUCAAGGCUCGGGGAACGUAUGAGGUCCCGUCCCAAUAUGCAAGCCAGAUUCCGGGUAUCGCAUUCCAAAUGCCUGACUUGGACGGCCAGGCCAAGCUGGUCCUCAAAUCGAAGGACAAUUCAAAUGUGGCCUGUGUCCAGUCGGAGUUGUCCAACGGUCACUCCGCAAACGUGAAGGCCGUCACCUAUAUCUCGGCUGGUAUUGCAGCUGGUGCUCUGGCGCUGACUGGUAUCUCUGCCAUUGGCUCUGCUGGGGCUGCUGGAUCUCCGUCGGCUAGCCCUGGGUUCGGUGAUGUGAUGGGCUGGUUCCAUUCCAUGGCCACCAACGGCAUGCUCAGUGUCAGCUACCCGACUGUGUACAGCAGCUUUUCUCGGAACUUUGUCUGGAGUACUGGUUUGAUCCCUUGGUCAGGUAUGCAGAACUCCAUUGACAACUUCCGGAAGGCGACCGGUGGCAAUUUGACUGAGGAAAGCUAUGCUUUCCUGAAGAACGCGACUUUGACAAACAGUGGAUCAUCUAGCAACACCACGAAACGAAGCUUGGAAUAUGCCAUUCAUUUCGGUGAAUUUGUAGCUCGUUCCAUCGACACUUCGUCCGAUGCGAGUGUGUCGAACAGCUCUUCUAGCGACGACGGUGCGUCUAGCUCGACGAUCGACCAUAUGAAGGAAGUCGUUGAAGAACUCAUGAUCCCCUCUGCCAAUAUCUUCAUGACCGUUCUUCUCAUCUUCGCCAUUGUUGUUGCUGUGGUCAUCGUCGGCAUCCUCCUUCUCAAGGUCAUCCUCGAACUGUGGGCGCUGUAUGGCACCUUCCCCAACAAACUUGCCGACUUCCGCAAGGACUAUUGGGGCUUGAUGGCGCGAACAAUUACCAACAUGAUUCUCGUGCUCUACAGCAUCUGGGUGCUAUACUGUGUCUACCAACUGCGGAACGGUGAUUCGUGGGCAGCAAAACUGCUAGCAGCUAUCACAUUGGCUGUCUUCACGUCUGUCCUCCUCUUCUUCGCUAUUCGCAUUGUCUACAUGGCUCGCAAGUACAAGCAGACUGAGGGUGACACCGAUAGCUUGUACGAAAAUAAGGAGACCUGGAAGAAAUACAGUCUGUUCUACGACAACUACAAGAAGGACUUCUGGUGGAUUUUCAUCCCGGUCAUCAUCUACGCCUUGGCCAAGGGCUGUAUCAUCGCCGGUGCACAGGGCCACGGCCUGGCCCAAAGUGCAGGUCAACUGGUCUGCGAAGCCCUUCUUUUGAUCCUCCUAGUCUGGAACCGCCCAUACGCUACCAAGUCUUCCAUGGGAAUCAACAUCGCCGUGCAGGUUGUCCGUGUCCUGUCCAUUUGUUGUGUCCUUGUCUUCGUUGAGGAACUUGGUCUCUCCCAAACCACCAAGACCGUCACCGGUAUCGUCCUCAUCGUCGUGCAGUCCACCCUUACUGCCGUUCUCGCCAUUCUCAUCGCCGUCAACGCUAUCAUUACCUGCUGCCGCGAGAACCCCCACGCCAGACGCAGAAGAGAAGCUGAAAAAGCGAAUCGCGAUCUCGACGACCUCACUCCCUUGGAUGCUCGCGAAUCCCUCCUCAUGGAGCACCCCAAGCGCAAGGACUAUGCUGAGAUGAGCAACUUCAACUUCAAUGCUCCAUACGCACCCUACCGGGACGUACCCCGCCGAACAAGGUCAAACAGCAGCCACGAUGGCCUGGUCAGCAACGACUUCGGAGUGUCACACGCUCGCAGCUCAAGCCGCGACAGCAGGCAUUCGCGCAGCUCUAUCGAAGGCCGCCAUCCCACACAGCCUGGCUACGGUAUGGCAUAUUAA